Messenger RNA from Chara braunii, 3313 nucleotides. NCBI's taxonomy places the organism in Eukaryota, Viridiplantae, Streptophyta, Charophyceae, Charales, Characeae. The record is from the annotation of a GenBank genome assembly.
GCUCUGUCGAGAGCAAGUGGCAGAGCAGCGUGGUGAGCCCGAAGAGAGGGAGGACGGCAAACUUAAUGUGAGUAUUACUACCGGUCGGGAAAGCGAAGAGAGGAACGGCGGGGGAGGCGUAGCAUGAGAGUUGGAAGGGUAAUCUGUCGAUAGUCAGAAGAAGACUGUCGAAAGAAGAUCGCCAUGGUGCGUGACUGCCCUCCUGUCGCCGUCGAUUUCUUGGGACUUGCAGCGGAUGGAAGUAAUCGAGAAAGCGAGGGGAACGGCCUCUCAGGAGGGGAAGGUGCGGUGACAGCGGGAGGGCCACGAAAUGCGAUUCCGCCGAUGCGAGUUGCGGUAUCCUCGGGGAAUGGAGGUGGUGCAGGUUUAGCACGGGGAGAACCACGGGGUGGUCGUGGGUGGGCUCAUACGAAAGACUACGGCGUUAGUCGUUAUGGAGGGGGAGGGGAGGGCGAAGGAGGACGAGUAACAACAACGGCGCGGCAGGGCACACCUCGCGCAAACCUUGUCCGUCUGCCGUCGGUACCGCCCCCCCAUGACAACGACCCGUCACAACCUCCAGCACGGCAGGGCACCCUUCGGGUAAACCUUCUCCAUGACAAUGACCCGACACCCCCACUGCCUUUCUUCGCUAAGCAUUGGUUGCCUCAUCCGAUUUCUGAAUCGAAAUUCAAUGGAGGGGUAUCAGCAGGAUCUGAUAAAGAAAUAGCAUCGGCAGUAGCAGUAGCAGCAGCGGCAGCAGGAGGGGGAGGAGGAGGAGGAGACAACAUGGAUCGCGAUUGUUGUAUGGAGGACGACAGAGAUGAGGAAAGAGAGGACCGGAAGCGUUCGUUUGCUGCCAUUGGAGAUCGUGCCGGAGAGAAGCCUCUCGAGGAGCUGACGGAUGUCGAUAUACAGCAGCUGACUAGAGAGGAAUGCCGAAAAUAUUUAAAACAGAAAGGAAUGCGGAAACCAUCAUGGAACAAGGCUCAUGUAACACAGCAGUUGCUCUCUCUGAAGACAAUUCUCCCUCUGACAACGGACUCUAAACAGGAGAAGGAGAAAGAUUUGGAGAAGGAGGGAGGUGCAAAGUGCAACACUGCUAUGAGUAAGACCAAGAAUAGCAUGCCUCUUCCUCCAAUGUUGUUUGGCAACACGAUCAAACGAAGGGCAGUGCUUGCAUCGAAUCUGGAGCAAAGGCCAAUACCUCCAACGAUGGACGCAGCGACGUACAGACCGAAUGGAGUGGCCAUUCUAUGCGCUACAAAUUCAGACCGGCCAAGUUAUGCCUGCACUGUUAGGGCAGAGACUGAUGUGCGAGACUUACAAAAUGCAAGAGUAGCAGCGGGCAGUAUGUAUGGGGUCCCUGUUCUGAAUACAGGCCCAACUCCAUCUGUUGACGGGGAGGAGAUGUGCAAACCGGGGGAUCCUUUGCUCUCGCUAUCUAUGCGUGCGAAUAAUGAUAGUGGUUGUCUCCGGGCAUCACAAGCCUCAGAAGAUCACUCUAAUAUCCCAACUCCUCGCAGCAUACCACGACAACCAAGCCCCCCUCGUGUGGUACAAGCUCCUGCGCCGCCGCCGCUUCCUCCUCCACGAUCAGCAGCCAUGGUGGCAACUGCAGCUCCCCCAAAGACACCUCCGUCAGUUGCAACGCCGCUCCCGACAGCCACAGCACCUGCAUGCCCUGCACUGGUGCAACUGCCUAUAGCUGUCUCUAGUUCCUUGGCACAUAUGGCUGCCCCGCCGAGGGCAUCAUCAAUGUCGGCACAGGAGGGGAGACAGAGGGUAGCUCAGCUCACCAUUUUCUAUGACGGAGUUGUGAAUGUAUAUGACCGUGUCCCAGCCGACAAGGCUAAGGCAAUAAUGGUGUUGGCAGGUGCAAGUACGUGGUCAGCGAGCUCGUUGGUGCCUUCAGACAUGGCCCUGUCUGUUCCCUCAUGUGCAGAAGGUGGUGUGGCAAUGUCCAAUCCAGGAGGUAAUGGCAAUGGGGUGGCUGUGUCUAAGGGCAACGUGAACCCCAUGCAAGGGCACGGAACUGGGACCAACCCAUCUCAUUUGCCUGGUGUUUCUAGUUCAUGCCAACUGCCACUUGCCAACCUAUCAACAACAACAACAAUGCUGCUGCAGCAGCAGCAGCCAGCGAACACAAGACUGGCAGUGCCUUCUCAGCCGCAGUCAGGCCACAUGCCUGGGACCUCAACAAUCCGAAUACCUGCAGCCAUGCAGCCUGUUCCGCCUGUUCCUGCUAUCCCGACAGCUGUGAAUGUCAAGAUGCAUACUCUACCAUCCCAGGAAAUGCAAAAAGUGCAGGCUAGGAUGAUGACACAGCAUUCAUCUGUCCCAAGGAUCCAAGGCAUGCCUAUGGCAAGGCUCGCUGCGAAAGUUGAAAAGUGGCCCAUCGACGAGGUCGAGGGUGUAGCAAGUGGUGGCAGUGAGUCCAGGAAGGGUGACGUCGCUGCCAUGGUGGCCAACAAGGGUGGCACCAACAAAAAUAAUGGUUUUAAGAAGAGGAGAUCACGCUCCUUCUCGGAGCAUCCCGGCAUAGCGGUUGGGAGGUCAUGGGAGAAGAUGGCCCUGACGCAAAACGAGUGGCAGGAACGGAUGAGUAAUCGACAAUGCUUGAAGUGUGGCACUGAAGGAGAACUCAUGUUGCGCAUCGAUUAUCGAGGAUUGAAUUUCGUUACUGUCAAGAAUGUGGAACAGUUGCAGGGGUGCAAUCGCUUUUUCACAAAGUUCGAUUUUUGUAGCGGUUACCACCAGAUCCGCGUUGUCACAGAGGACCAACCGAAGACUGCCUUUCGGUCGUGCUUUGACGACUACGAGUUCACGGUGAUGCCAUUCAGCCUCACCAAUGUACCCGCCACCUUCCAGAUGGUGAUGAACGAUAUCUUCAGGGACAUCCUUGAAGAAUAUGUUCUCGUAUACCUGGACGACAUCUUGGUCUACAGUCGUACCUUGGAAGACCAUCUCAGACACCUCCGCGAGCAUGACUUCUAUGCCAAGCUUAGUAAGUGCCGCUUUGCCCAGUGCAAAGUGGACUUCCUAGGACACCAUGUGUCUGACCAGGGUCUCCGCAUGGACGACGAGAAGAUCACUGAUAUUGUGGAGUGGCCCAUUGAUUGGGAUGAGAACUUGCGGAAGAUUGCGCGUAUAACAACAGUGUUCACACCGUUAACGGCCGAACACCGAAUGCACUUCACAAAGGUUGGAAGUCGUGACGUCCCAUUGAUGCUUUCACCCGGGACCGAGUCCAACGGCUACCCUCAGGAACGCGAGAAUUGGCAGUUCUAUAUGAGGAAGACAUAAAGGAAGUAAAUGAAAAUAUCCAGAAAGC